CAAGAAUUGAAAGCUAUUCUCAUUUUUUUAAUUGAAAUAUUGACAAAUUCUGACUUAAUUGUUCUUUCCAACGGCCCAGAUCCACUUCUCGAAGAUCGGACAAGUUGAAUCAGGAAUUUGCAAACGACCCAUGGUGGGGGGAUAGAGGGCAGGUAAAAAUAACGUUAGUGGCCCUAUAUCCCGUGUACAGGAAGGAUGUUCGACUAUUGAGUAACUCAGCGGAACGCUUUUUUGUAAUAAUAAUGUGAAGUGCUUUAGUGAAAGUGUAAAUUUAGUCAAUUCGCGCGCUAUGGCCGAUAAAGAGCUAGUCGUGUCCCUUAAAGACUUGCCGUUUGUGGCUACAGUGAAGUACCUCGGGAGCCAGCCAGCUAAGGGCCUCUGGGGGAUGAAGCACACCCGGAAACCCGUCGAUUACUUAGUCAGCUUGGCCAAAAAUCUACCCCCAAACAAAGUACUCCCCAUCGUCAAGCUCGAAAUCAACCUCCAAGGACUCUCCUUCCAAGAUAUCACAAACAAGAAGGACAAAUCUCCCCCUGUGAUGUUCCCCAUCGACGAAAUAUCCUACGGUGUGCAGGACUUGGUCUACACCAGAGUCUUCAGCAUGAUUGUGGUCACUGAUACUGAUCUUAAAAACGGUGUCCCGUUCGUGUGCCACAGUUUUGUCUGCGAAUCGCGAAACCAAGCCAGACAAAUCACGUACGCCCUAGCUGCAGCUUUCCAGGAGUACGGACGGCAGUCAAAGCUUGACGAUAGUGGCAACAAGCGCAAAAAGUUCGCUAUAGAUUUGCGCACGCCGGAGGAACAGGCCGAAGCGUCGGAGGAAGAAACCGAAGCUUGACUGUAUUAUUUAAUAAAUAGUUAAACGUUUGA
Molecule: messenger RNA, 870 nt
Organism: Tribolium castaneum (red flour beetle)
Lineage: Eukaryota; Metazoa; Arthropoda; Insecta; Coleoptera; Tenebrionidae
Exons: 3
Coding region: 290-838 (182 amino acids)
Source: RefSeq, a predicted model, not a curated record